AUGAAGAAAUUCUUGCUCGAGCGCGGCCUCCGACCACGCUCAGACUUCGCUAAAGCCGUCGGAAUUGAAACUCCAGCCACUCUUGACGAAUUCUUCCACAAAGCCCAAACCUACAUUCAAUAUCAGGAGAAAGAAGCCGCCCACGCCGUCCGCAAUUCCAGGCACGAAGAGAGCAGUAAAAAUACGCGCCAAGAUGAGUCUCGUCGGGGAACUGACAAAAAGAAAGAUGAUAAAACUCGGGACCCCAAGGACUACAAAGCCCCUGCAGGGAAAUUCCGAGAAUUCCACAAAGGCCACGAGCACAACACCGAAGAUUGCAUCCAUCUUAAGGAUGCCAUAGAGAUAUUAAUCAGGGAGGGACAUCUGAAACAGUAUGCGAAGAAGCAGGAGGCCAUUAUAGAAGCUAAACCAGUCACCGAGGAAAAGGUGGCGGAAGAUACGCCCGCCAUGCAAGUGGCCAUGAGCGUUACCAGGCCAGAAGAUUUUUACCUCCCUGACUGGGCCAACGCAGCAACCACCUAUUCCUCCCAUAGCACAUGGGAAAGGUUCCCGUCCGCAAUGGUUAUAUCAGGCGGAGGUUUCAGCAAACUGACCGUCGGAUCCGUGAAACGCAAGUUCGACGAGCUAAUCUCGGCCAGCGCAAACGUAGCCUCGACCUUCGACCACGCCAAAGGCAGUCCCUCCUCAAUAUCUUUCUAUAAAGAAGAGUUGCCCGGAGGAGCACCUAACGCGACCAUCCCUCUCCUCAUCCGAGCCCGGAUGGCCAAUUUUGACGUGCGACGCAUAUUGGUCGACCAGGGAAGUUCAGUGGACAUCAUGUACUCCCAAUUGUUCAAAACAUUGCACCUGAACGACAGUCACCUUACACCAUACGUAGGAUCGGACUUACAAGGAUUCAAUGGCACAGUAACCAAGCCGUGGGGAUUCGUGGAACUCAUAGUUUCGAUCGGGUCGGCAGAGACCACCAAGGCAGUGAAAGUCCAAUUUCUGGUCAUCGACUACCCAUCAAUAUACCAGUGCAUCCUCGAACGCCCUACUCUGGCCGAACUAAUCGCGGUUCCCUCAACCGUACACCUCAAGCUCAAAUACUAUACGACCAAAGGACAAGUAGCGACACUCAACGGCGACAUCGAAGCAGCCAGGAGCUGUUUCGAAGCCUCCGCCAAGGGCCUGAGCGCGAUAAAGAUACCGGCCCAAGAGAAGAAAACAGUCACCAGAAAAAACGACUGCGGCUGA
Molecule: messenger RNA, 1236 nt
Organism: Vicia villosa (hairy vetch)
Lineage: Eukaryota; Viridiplantae; Streptophyta; Magnoliopsida; Fabales; Fabaceae
Exons: 2
Coding region: 1-1236 (411 amino acids)
Source: RefSeq, a predicted model, not a curated record